ACAGACAUCAGCACUCAGUCGCAGCAACAACACAACGCGCACAUCAGUGGCAGUCUUGUCAUCUACACGAUCUGGCCAGGCAGUCUUCUCUCAUCGGCCCUCAGUCAUCCCUGUGAUCUGCUGACUGAGGCUGAGUUCCACAAAGCUAAUACCGGACAUUAUUACUAUUCACUGUCUGCAGGCGUUUCCACAUCCUCCUAUCUCCACACUACAGCGCUCCAAGCAGUCGCAUAGAAACUACUAGUCGACCUCAGCAAACGAGGAACUUCAGCAUAGCGGACGCCGUGGUUUUCCUCCCCCCCCCGAACGGAACAUCAGGGAUCCGCUUCAGUGCAUGCAGUGCAAGGCACGUAGCCUCUCAACGAACCAAGGAGAUCUUAGCGCAGCACGGACAGCGUGUGAAGGGCUAACGACUCUGUGUUUCAACCGGCAACUUUCAAAGGCAGUGAGGCGAUAUUUUACUCGUUCGUUCGUUCUUACCAGUGGCUUGGCCACACGGCACUGUAUUUCGUAUAUCCCUCAACGUGGUCCCACAAAGACGUACCGUUCUACGUCAGGGCUGAGAAGACGGAGUUUAUUUAGUUAACUCGCCGGCUUUUCGAUCACUUGCCGACCAAUCCCCUGGGAGAUGAGGCCAGGAGCACUCGAUUUUGUUGUCUGCAGGCGGCCAUUCACCUAACACUCAUCGCCCCCAUUCGCUGCCGUUUCUCUAUGAUUUGGCCUACCAAGUUCGGCAGUGACACGCAGCAGAUAUAUACAUGUACAUGUAUAUAAAUCGCUUGCUCCUGCUGAUUUUCAUUGGCUGACCUCUGACCGCUGAAUCUAGCGCGGCCGGCGUGAUCACCUGGAGUCGAAUCACUGCUCAGCGCCCGACGCUCAGGGUUAGUUAUCGUUAUCCUCUUCGCCGGGCUGGACCUACUGGUUACGGUAUAGCUGCAGGUGCAGCGGGACUGCCAUAGUAUGGGUCUACUAGCUGGAGGGAGAAAGAGCAAGAGCGGGCAGGCUCCCCAGGGGUGAUUGAUGUUAGAUCUUAAAGGUUAGCGUAAACAGGACACAAAGCCUCGCCUGACGGAGCCGGCUGCUACGUGACUCACUGUGCGCGGCGUUCCCACCACCAGAGAACCAGCUUGUGUUUUGGAUCGCCAGUGCAUCGCUCUGUCGAACUGCCUGUCCUCUUUCUUUUAAGACAGUAGUCUGCACAACGUUAUAGAGAAAAGAGAAGACCAUGCUAUCCAUGGAGGAGAAUCCAUGUCAUUGAGGGCACAUUCCGGUAUGGCUUCACAAUGUCACGGAUUAACGCUAUGGUACUGAUAAUUUUCUCUGCAUGAUCAAGGGGAUUUGUAAUUUUGUAUGGAACACUUAGUAAUCAUGACUGGGUUUUACUCGUGAAAUGCUACGCUAAUUCACGCCCGUAGUGAGUGGAAAAGGAUUCAUUUUUUCGGAGACUGUUUAACGUGAACUGUUUGCCAGUAUGUACGGGCUACUUGUAGAGAACACCAUUGAGGUGAUCAAGGAGACCUACGGCGAGGAAGCAUGGCUGAUCAUCAGGGAGAAAUCACGCAUCCACGAGUACACCUACGUGACCCACCGGAUGUACAGCGAGCGGAUUAUCCCGCGGCUGGCCCAGGCGGUCAGCGAGUACACCGGCUGCACCACGGAGGAGUUCAUGGACCUGGUCGGCCGGGACUUCGUCAGGUUCCUCAGCAAGUACGGCUACGACAAGAUGCUGCGCGUGCUCGGUCGCAGCAUGCGCGACUUCCUGAACGGCUUGGACAACCUGCACGAGUAUCUGCGCUUCAGCUACCCCAAGAUGAAGCCGCCUAGCUUCUUCUGCACGGACGAGAGCAGCCAGGGGCUGACCCUCCACUACCGGUCGCGCAGGCCGGGCUACGUCCACUACGUCAAGGGCCAACUGAAGUCCGUCGGCCGGCUCUUCUACAACCUGGACGUGUCGGUGGAGUUGGUGUCGGAGGAAACCCGGGGGGACACUACCUAUGUCGUCUUCAAACUCUUCUUCGACAACAAGGAGUUCGUGGAAAGAGACAAGAACGCCUAUGCACUCGAGGAAUCCGAAGUGAUGAAAGCCUCGCUGUUCUUCGACUUGUUCCCGUUCCACAUCAUGUUCAACAGGAAGAUGAUAAUCAAGAAUGUCGGAAAGAGUCUGUUAGCCGUCCUGCCUAAUCUGGUUGGUAAAGUCCUCACAGACGUAUUCGAACUGAAGCGACCGCUGCUCAACUUCACCUGGGAAAAUAUACGGGCCCAUGAAAACGUCGUUUUCGAGGUGAUCACGGUCAACAUGGUGGUGCGAAGCAUGUCAAGCGUUCUGCCAGAGGAAAAUGAGAACGAGGUAGCACCGGUACUGGCUGAGGUCCCCGAGAACGUGGAUGAUGAAGAGUAUAAAGACAGCAAAUGCACAUCUGCUGUAGUGGGCGGAGGCUUCCAAUUAAAGAAUAAGUUACUCAAACGAGGAGAAUCCUUUGCCAAAGUUUCCGAAGGAGGGGUGCCGGGAAAGCCCUAUAGAAAAUCAGAUUCGGGAUACUCCAUUUGUGACGACGAGUGCAAUGUCUCCCAUUCCCUUGUUUCCCAGUCCAUUUCCGCCUGGCGUAAAUUUGCUCGCUCAACAGAGAUCAUCGCGGAGAAUUUACACCCCAGGAGACUACGCUUAAAAGGGCAGAUGAAGUACGUUCCGGACUGGGAUGGAUAUGUCUUCCUUGCUACACCGUUCAUGCCAAAUCUAGACGCCAUGUUCCAGACUGGGCUGUACAUAAACGAUCUCAGCAUGUACGACUCGAGCAGAGACUUGGUGUUGGCUGGCACCCAGCAAUCUGCUGAACUUAAAAUAGCCCUGGACCAGGAGCUACAAAAGAGCGCCCAGCUAGAGCAGAGCAUGCGUAAGCUGGACCAAGAAAUGAAGCGCACUGAUUCGCUGCUGUACCAGAUGAUCCCCAAGGCUGUGGCGGAUAAGCUGAGGCGAGGGGAACCAGCCACCAGUACGUGUGAGGUUUUCAAGGACGUCACGAUACUGUUCAGUGACGUAGUGGGCUUCACGCAGAUCUGUUCGCGCAUCGAGCCCAUGCAGGUCGUCUCAAUGCUCAACGCCAUGUACACAAAGUUUGAUCAGCUCAGCGAAGCCCACGAAGUGUACAAGGUUGAAACCAUAGGUGACGCCUACAUGAUAGUAGCUGGUGCCCCGAUUGUCACCAAGUUUCACGCAGUCCGCGUUGCAGAGAUGGCACUAGCGAUGAAAAGAGAGAUUGGCUCCCUGAAGGACCCCUCCACGGGCCACUCACUACAGAUCAGAAUUGGCAUCCAUUCGGGGAUGGUUGUUGCCGGGGUGGUCGGCCUCAAGAUGCCCCGGUACUGCCUCUUCGGUGACACCGUGAACACUGCCUCCCGCAUGGAGUCCACGGGGGAAGCCAUGCGGAUCCACCUCAGCGAGUCGACGCGGGCGUACCUGAACCGAUGGACGUUCUACAUCCUGCUAGAGCGGCCGAUGAAGACAGAAGUCAAGGGCAAAGGUCAGAUGAAGACGUACUUCUUGAUGGGCAAAGAGGCUGUGGACGAGUUGGACCUGCCCUUCAAUCUGUCAGAAGAAGAUGCCCUGAACGCCUCCAGGAGUUCGCUCAACUCCUCGACAGAGUCACUCAGAAGUGCAAUUAGUAGAUCCUUCGAGGCUGCAGGUCACAGGUCACUCAUGUCGCCAAACUACACUCCUGUCAACUUGGAGGGCAACGACCGGCCACGCUCCGCCCUCACCGGCAUGGUGGAGAAGGACACCCUGGACGCGCCGAAACCCCAUGGGCCGCCCAGGCGCGCGGAAGGCGGCGGCGCCGCCUCGCCUAAGUCGCAGGAGGGCCGGGUCAAGGAGGGCACCGCCCUCAACGUCAACAACUCGCGCGGCAGCUCCGACGUCACGCACGACGUGCCGCUGCUGCGGAUCAAGGACGGCAUGAGGGCGCCCCUCAUCGAGGGCAAGGUGAACAAUAAGCUCUUCGACGGGAGCAAGAACCAGGCUAAUCUGGAUCCGCAGGGGAAGGUGCCCACCAACAACAACGUGGCUAACGAGACGGGCGGCCAGAACGACUGCAAGUCCAACGUAAGGAAGGGGGUCGUGUCACCCAACUCCAGCACGACGAACGCGCACGUGCAGCAUAGCACAACAUGCGUCCUUAUCUAGGAAAAGCGCCGUCAUCAGUAAAAUUCCAAGUUGGAGAAUUUUUGAAGGAAAGGUUUGUAACCGACGAAGCAAAGUCAGUUUCUUCACAUACAUGCGUGGUACCUCUUCAUGAAAUCACACCAUCUAUGGUUGACGUGGAAGAAAACAUGUCAUUUAACAUGGACGUAUUCAGUGCAGCCGUAUCCUCCUCUUCCAAUCUUUAUUCUCUUUUCUGGUAAUGACCUUUGAUAUGCAAGACGCUACUUGCUUAAGUUCCAGUUAUAUGCCCUUCAAAAUUCAGUAGGUAGCAAGCAAGAGGAAUCCUUAAAGGGUAUAAAAAAAUGAUAAACCUUGGAAAAUCCGGCCAGUCUAGUUUUUAACGAAAAUUCUGGCACUUUACUGAGCAAUGAGCCCCCUUCCAAGGUCCUUCAUUGCCUGUUUCUAUGCUGCGUAUUUUGGUGUAGGACCUACCAUCAUCUGGUAUGCAUUGCCUUUUGACACUUUGCCCCGUUUAAACCGAAAUUUGCAGUAACAAAUUAGUAUUCAAUAAAAUGUAUUCCCAAAUUGAGUACUGCGAAAAAAAUCGGUCAAAUGGUGCUCCUCUGUUGAAGCGAAUAUGUAGCUUUCUUUGUUUGGCAAUGCUGUCUGUGUUAUCCACAUUACGAAAGUUGAAAUUCGUGUCUUGAAUUGUAUAUUGGUCCUGCAGGCCUAUAGACCCAAAGGAGCUUAGAUUGUGCACGCGUUUCAUUGGUCCAUGCACGUGUACUCUUCUGUCUAGCCAUCCAUUCGCAAGUGAAAUAGUCUGGUGGCCAGAAUUUUUAUGAUAAUUUUUUGGCAUCGAUCAUGAGAGGCUGGAGCUACACUACUUCCUGGCUGGUUCGCGUGCCUUGUUCGGUCGUGUCUGAAUUAUUUGGCUGUGGCUUGCAAUUUCUCGCAAGUCUAUGGCUGUGGCUGCAGCCACCUCCCAUAGAGUGACGUGUAAUUUCAAGUCACAGCCAAGUAAUUCAAACACGACUUUACCGUCUUAGCCGUCGUUCAAAUGCUUUCGGGAAAUGCUUGUUUGGCGUUCAACCGCGAACAGAAAACACUGAUUACCAGCACUGGUGGCAUGUCAGAGUAUUUUCGUGCCAAGUAAACGGCCCAGAUUGACCACAAUGUUUCGUAUUGAUGGGAGAGCUCACGUGUGCUAGGUCAAUACUGGUGUCUUAUGAUGGUGAAUUUAUGUGACGAGAGACCGUGUAAGUUUCAGAACAUUUUGGAACGCAUUUAAGGUAUCUGACAUGUGGACCGUCCAAUUAGCUUUCUUGGUAUAGGUACCUCAUAGUUGACCAAGAGCUCUGAGAUUUGGAGAGGGUUCUUCAGUAUAUGCACAACUACACUGAGAACUGGCUUAGUACACUGCCAAUGGCCUUUCCUUGAGUUAUAUGUCUCAGUAGUCGGUAAUCCGGAAAAAGUCCUCUCCGUGCCGGUUAUGGACAAAAGUAUUACGUCAUCCUCACGGGGCUGGUCCCCUUAACUCGCACGAUGUGCCUUCUGUCCGGUGGGCGUUUCCCCGGGAGCUUACUUUCAAAACAAAUGGGGCGUGGCAGAUGUAUGAAGAGAAUACUGACAUUGACAUCUUACGUAAGCCUUUUUUAUUCAGGGCAUUUCCAUUAACGGAGGCAGGGACGUACCAGUAGCGUUUUGCUUCUGCCGUCAAGACGAACAAAGCCUGGAAAUUUCCUCAGGCACUGUCGCGAUUGCAUACGAAGAUAUGCUUUUUAAAGAACUCACGCUGAACAGUAUCGUCUUGGAAAUUGAUAAUGCUGGUUAUAAUUGCAGCGUGACGGUACCGUCAGUAUUCUGUUCAUUACCCUCUGGAGCAUACUUCGGAAGUGGUUGAGGUCGUUCAUUGCCAAAAUGGUAAUGCGAAGGCAUCACUGUGACUUAUUGCCACUGUAGUUGGUAUCUAUGGCAACCGGUGUAAGCCGGCGGAUUCCAUUCCUUGAAGGAGGGGUUGAACUUAAGGCAGCUUAGGACGUUUCCCAAUCUUGGCUCUGUCUCCAUCUGAAGCUCUGGCUCGGAAAUCGAAACCUAUUGAGGCCUACACUUACCAAUGAGGGACUUUGAGACGCCGGUGGCAAUAUACUGGUCCUUUUUCACAGUAUCGCGUGUGUCCAGAACAACGCGCGCAUGCUCAGAACUACUACAAAGGACCAGUAUGUUAUAAUUGCGUUAUGAUACCAUUACGUUAUGAUACCAAAGCUGGAAAUUGAUGUUUCAAAUGCUAAAGCAUUUCUAGCCAUUCCACUUGAUGGAGAGCUCAUUGGAGGGGGCCAUACGAUUUGAAUUCUCGGUUUGGGGGUCAGGAUUAAUUUGACAAAAUGACAAUUGCCUGUUGUGUUUCAUCCGGAGCGGAAAUCUUCAGACAUGUUGUACCUAGGAGAACUUGCAUCCAAUUUAAUGAGCCAGGUGCGUAUUUCAAAAAGCCAAGGUCUUUUGGGAACAAAACGCGCGCGCCAGUCGGUGUAUGGCUAUGCUGAUAGGACAGACUUUCACGCACGCGCGUAGCUGUUCCCAAAUAGCCUUGUAAUGAGCAUGUGCCAUUGGAAUACGGAACUGGCUCAUUUGAUUUGAUUUGUUUUGCAAUGGCGGAUCGAACAGUUCUUACAAUACUUGGUUUCUGAGGUAGGAAGUAUGCAUCGAUGAUAUUCAGUCUAAAAGAAAAAAGUACUUUGCAAAUAAAUAAGUGAUUCUAUUACCGAGAGGCAGUAUUUUGUCAAUAACGUAUUUUAAUCUAAAUGAAGGUGUGUUGUAGGGUUUAAAUUCUGUUUCGUAGAUUUUACAAAUCAGAAUCGUCAUUAUGAAAUUAGUAAUGGUGAUUUGUAAGUUGGAUGCUGUAAAUUGUAUUUGACUAAAUUGUAAAUAUUGUUCACAUCUGGUGUAAAUUUCCUAGAAACGGGUACCCAGACUUCUAUUUCAAUUUUAAAUGCUGAGGUAGUUGUGACUCGAGGUUCCCCUCGAUUUAUCCGAAUUUUAUCGGAUGCUUUUUACAGUCCUGCGGCGUCCAUAUUGACAUGUCCCCUGACUGCGCCCUUCUAAAAAUAAAGCAACCGAAAUCAUUGUCCCCCGCAGGGUCGAGACUGUUUGCUUCGCUUGCCUACAAAACAAUGGACGGGGGAAAUGUUCCGAAGUCAGAAAAGUGUGUGUUGCUUGUAUUAGUCUUUUUAAAGGAAGAUAAUGUCGUUUUGAAAAUAUUUUAUUUUAUCAACAAUGUAUAUGAAUACGACAGUGGUCUAACAUAUAACGCUGUGCAGGAAAUUAAUGCCUUGUUUCAAAUCAACAUUCAAACGUGGGUUUAUUCUCACAGUCAUAGUUCCUGUGGCUGUCUGCUUACCUUAACCCUAACAGUCCUCAGUCCUCCAACAGGUGAAGGAUUGAGGACUGUUAGGGUUAAACUGUGAACACUUCUUGUGGCAUUGCUUUUUAUACGUUUCCCUUUUUUAUUUCAUUAUUUAAGACUUUUUUGGUAGGGGUGUAAUAUUGGGUUGAUGUGCAUUCAGUGCUACAUUUGGACCUUUUGUCGGUUUUACGCUAUCGUUUACCACACGGACAGACCUUUCGAUGGACGGACCUGUCAAUCGAGCAUGUUGGCAGAGAUAGAGAGUGAAAGAGAAUUCGAGUUGAGUGUGGAAACUAUGAAUUGAAUGUACUAGGAAGUCAUCUAUUCAGUCAGAGAGGUUUUUAUCCUUUUCCAACUUUGUAAAUGUGUAAAGGAUUUCUGGACAUUUUGGGAUACAAAUAGCUUGUUUGAAAUGUCGAUAUCUAUUUUUAUGUCAACUGUUCGUGGCAAAGAAAGCAUAGCAGAAUGUUACGACCUGUUUUCAGACAACCAAAUGCACAGGGUCCUAAUCAGGAAAUGGUGAGUCGGUAUUCAAUUCAUCACAACAUUGGUAGAUCAUGUCAUGGAACGAACAAGUCAAAGAGCAUGUCUGUAGUAAAGUCCACAAAUAUCUCUCCACCUUUGCUUUAUUAUUUGCAAAUAGGUAUCACCAACACGUCAUUUGCUGCUAGAUGGUCAGAAGACGGUUAAAGGAAGAAUAGGUUGGAGUUGCUAGCAGGAAAUGAAAACUCCGUGAAAAAAAGAGAAACAAAACCUUGAGGAAUAAGAGUUCCAUUUGCGGGUAUUGAAGAUCAUCAUUGGUGUUGUUGCCUGCAAUUUGCACUGUCAGUAACUCUCUUUUCUGGAGUUUAUUUGCGCUUUUGAUAGUUUUGGUCUUGUGAUAAUGCAUGGCAAGACACUGUGACUGGAAACAGAAAGAAAGAUUAGUAGUAAUAAUUGCAGAUGUUUUACAUUAAAAUGCUAUUUAUUUUUCACUUCCAUCACCAUCGCACAAUCUUAUUUUGGAAAGAUAAUACUUAUAGGUCCUGAAAAGUCCUACGUAAGUCAUCAUUCUAUAAAUUUACACGUAAUUGAAAUAAAGAUUAUUUUGAAGUCAAA
Acanthaster planci (crown-of-thorns starfish) is the source of this 8636-nucleotide messenger RNA. Its product is annotated as soluble guanylate cyclase 88E-like. Gene Ontology annotation, biological process: cGMP biosynthetic process; nitric oxide-cGMP-mediated signaling; response to oxygen levels. Lineage: Eukaryota; Metazoa; Echinodermata; Asteroidea; Valvatida; Acanthasteridae. The record is from RefSeq and is a predicted model, not a curated record. Gene Ontology annotation, cellular component: guanylate cyclase complex, soluble. Gene Ontology annotation, molecular function: guanylate cyclase activity; heme binding.